AUGGAGCCCAAGUCGGGGGGCCGUUUCCCACUGGGGAAGCAGUCAUCGCUCAUGCCGCGUCGCGAGGAGAGUGCGGAGGACCUCCAGGCGGUGGAGAUGGCCGCCGGUGGUGACUCCGGUGAUGAGGAACCGGAGAUCAUGAAAGAUAUCCGGCUGAUGUACGCGGCGAACGAGGGCGACGUGGAGGGGAUCAGGGAGCUGUUGGAGGACGGGGCGAACGCCAACUUCAAGGACAUAGAUGGCCGGACAGCGCUGCACGUCGCUGCCUGUCAGGGUUUCACCGAAGUCGUGGAGCUGUUGCUCCGAAGUGGAGCGAAGGUGGACCCGAAGGACCGCUGGGGCAGCACGGUAGGCUAUGCCGUUUAUUAAUGAGAGCAUCUAUUGAGCAUCGCUAUUUUGAAAUCUGGGUGAAUUUUCGUCUUCUUACGUGUUUUCGAGGAUUCUCUCGGUGGUUCGGUGUCAAUUGUGGCAGGAUGUUGUUUGUAUGUGCUUGCAACUAUUUUGAUUAAUUCAGGACGAUGCACGUUCUUAUUCUAUGUGAUCACAAGUUUAUGUACGGUUCUUGUCUUAAAUUUCAUGAAUAUGUUCAGAUUUUCACCUAAUUUUCGAAAAGAAUUUUACCGACAUCGUUUUCUUUGUGAUCCUUAGUCAUCGUGGUGGGCCUUUGGCUUAGUCUGAAACUCAACAUAUCGGGGAGGUGAAAACGACUAGUUUGCUAGAUGAUGAAGAAAAUGGCCCGUUUAUCACUAUUAGAUGCAAAUUAGAUGCUACUUGGUUUGGAACACAACAACAUCAAGAUCGUAGCAAAAUGACGCCGAGCAGAUUGUGGCAGUGCUGACAGUCUUGGGAAUGCUACACAUGUGGCUGUGACGUGGUUGUCUAAAUUUUACCGAGAUUUCCUCCUGUGAACAUGGUGCAACUACUCCAAGCCUGUACUGAGUUGAUUGUUUCGAACCUGGGAACCUUGUCAGCAUUUACUUGAGGCAAACCCUAAAUCAGGCAUGUGGCAGUUUAGCAGUAUGUCUCACACUUGACUGUUCCUCAGAACAUUUCCUUAAUUGGCGCUGGAUUUCUUCAGUCCAGAGCCUAGUUGGACAGAGUUUGAUGGCACAACAGUGUGAAUUGAUGAAUUAUUAGUUUGCCUUCUUAUUCCUAGGAUAAUUCCUCAACUAGAAUGUGAACUAUGUUGCAAACUGAUAUGAUAGCAGCUAUUCCUAAGCGGAUAAUCGACUAGAAACUUUAUAUAAAUUGGUGAUCACUGUCAUUUAUUUUCUGAAACUACUUAUUCGGUGAUCUUCUGCCUUCCUACGUGAUAAUCCACUGUCAUAAAAGUCAUGGGAAAGGCAUCGCGUGGUAUUUAAGAUUGAUUUCGAAAAGAUGCUAUAUGCCAUAGUCUACUGGAUGUGUUGACUUGGGAUUCUAUAUUCCAGGGGAUUCCAUGGGAAAGCCGAGAUUUAAGUGAUCAACUAAGCAGUUAAUUUGGAAAGCUGUAGCUGCCUUUGAAAUUCACUAGGGCAUGGGCAAAGAGGUUCCCCUUCUCUUUCCCUUUUUUAUCCCAGUGGCUCAGUCUUUGGUUCCGUUUGUAAUAAGGCUAGAAUUGAAGGCUCUACUGAAGGAACACACAUAGGCUGUGAGAAUUUCGAGCUUACACAUCAAUAAACAGUACAGUGAUGGCACAUUCCCUUUGAAAUUAUUUAUGAGAUAAAGGUGUAUAAUUCGAAGGGGAUUCUCCUCCCAAGAAUGGCAACAUGAUUCAAAAUCAGCUUCAAUGAAUUCGAUAUAGGCAUUCAUUGAUCUACAUCAACAAUGUUUGCAGAAUUAUGCAUAUGUUCUUUUGGGCAUAUUUAUGAUCUAAUGACUAGAUCCACGUUAUGGAAAUAUAGACAAAUCAAAAUUGAACAACAUCAACAUAAAAUCCUAUCAUGAACUAAGGGGAUGGAAAUCAAGAACACCAAAAUCUGUGGGAGGAGGAUCUUAUAAAAAAAAAAAGUCAAACCUGGCCAUUUGUUAUCUGUCAGUCCUUAUGGUAUUUUAAGUACCUUUUCCAUUUUUCGGGAAGGUGGUCCAAAAGGGGAAAAAGUAGUGUAUCUGCAGCAACAGGUUAGUGUAGAUAGAAAUGAGGCAAAGACAACACCUGGUUAGUUUGGGUAAUGCAACAUGGCCUUUUUUUUUCUCUUUUUAAUAUUUAAUAGCUAUAUACUAGCACUUAUUAAAAAAAACAUAGAAUAUGCGUAAUUGGAUUAUGAGACAACCAGUGGCAUUUACUGUGGGCAAAUAUGACAAGUACAACAGACAUUGUAGUGGAUGGAAUCCUCUAAUGUCUGUGUUCCUAGAUCUCAUCAGCAUGGAGAAGUAUCUGGGUAGAACGCCUCAGGUUUUCAAGACAUCAGUUGUGGGGAAGGGUUUAUUUUCUUAGUGAUAUAUUUAUUAUUUCCAAGAAUAGGGGAAAUGAUUGCAGACAAUUUGGGAAGUUCAAGAACUCUACUUUAAGAUUUUUGCUUGUCUCGCUAGCUGAGAAACAGAGAAAUUUGUAGUCUUACAAAAACGGCCGACCAAUAAUAUCCAGCAAUGGGAAUAGCAAUCAACCGAAUGAAAUCUGGAUCUCUUUUAGUUGAAAAUUCUUGUCGCUAGACUGCCCAAAGCUUGGACUCGAAUAUCAAGAAGACAUAAAAGUCGUAGUCUUGCAAAAUGCUUAUGGACACACGAGGUUAUGUUUAUCUUCGUGGCCAUUUUUGGCGGAUACUAUUCUGAACGUUAGGAAUUCAGUGAAGCGACAUGAUGAAGUUGACUAUUUUAUAUCAGCUGGAUAGACAUAUGUAACUGUUGGUGGGAAACUCCUUUGUCAACCAUCCUAUAGUGAUCAUUCAAUGGUCGGUUGCAGAAAAGCCAGGGGAAUUUCAGAUCUACUUCACUCACAUUUAAGACAGCGUUUAGAAGGAAGUGGAUUGCUAGCGGAAUGGGCCAUAGCUGAAAAUUUGGGGCAAACCUCUAUCCAUCUUUAAGUGUUUUUCCAGCUUUUAAUGACAAUUUGCUCAAAUUUCCAAUUCUUCAGUGGUUCAUUGGUUCUUUGUUUCAAAGUAAAUAGAAUUGUGCCUCGUGGCAAUGCCAAAAAGUCAUCAGAGCAACGCCAAAAUCAUAUAUGGGUUUCAUUGACCUCUAUAAAUUGGUCAUGGAGGUGGACAAAGAAAUCACAGAUGUUAAUGGAUGGGAUAUGGUUGUUCAGAUUUUAGUAGAUAUUUGAUCUCCUUGACAGGAUUUUGAUUCCCUUCAGACACCAGCUUGGAAGAAGAAAUUUCCUCAGUAACUUUUUGUCAAUUUUUUUGAUAUCUGUGAUAGUUUUCAUCUCAUUAUCACCUGCAAUUUCAUGAAAGUUGUCUGGGCUGCAUGUGAAGUAACUUUCUUGUCUACGAAAAUGACAAUAUGUAAAAUAGCAUGAAAAUUACGGAAUAAAAUUUUCAAAUAUCGUGAGAAAACCAUACCAAACUCUAUUUACUAACAGCCUAAAAUGGACUUGCAGUAGUAUAUUUUAUAAAAAAUAUAAAAUUACGAAAUAUAGAAUUAAAAUCUCGUUUUCUUGAGUGAGAAAAGGUAUGGAUAUACCGGAUCUCAACCCCGUAAUUCAAAAAUUGAAGAAGAAAACCCUAACGUAAACAACUUUUUGUAUCUAGAGAUGUGUGGUUUCUGAUGAACUUCUGGGUCUAUUACCUUCUUGCAUUUCCAAGUUUUUUUUUAAGCAUUUCGGAGUAUCAUGACGGAGUUAUUUGUACGAUCAUGUUGCGUUUUAGUGUCAGUCUUUAGCAAUAAAUAAAUAAAUAAUUUACUCCAGAAAUUCUCAUUUUAUCUCUUUAUUGACAGCCUCUUGCUGAUGCCAUACACUAUAAACAUAAUGGUGUCAUCGUGCUAUUGGAGAGUCAUGGAGCUAAGGUUCAGGUAUAUUACAGAUCAUUCUCAUGUCAUGUAUUGUUGAAGUUUCAACGUGUUGCUGUGGACUCGAUUGAUAGAAUUGUCUGGGGAAUGUCUCCAGAUGAAAAUGGAAAAACAAUAAACAGAGAAAAACUGUUGUUUUAUUGUUUUGGUUCUUCUUGUGAUUAUUGUCAUUGUAUAGUUCCUUGUCAGUGCUGUCCAAUAAUCCUACGAAUCUUGUGAGAUGUAUUGUAAAAUAUUAUCGUUUUUGGAAACUGUAGGGCUGCUUCUAGUUUAAGUGAGCCAACCCAUUGCUUAAUUUCCUCUUGCUGUUAUCUAUGAAGGGAAUGGGUCUUCAAAAAAAAUUCUCUGUAAUGGAACAACUUUUGGUUACUUAUUGACCAUUACGGGAAAAUUCACUGUAACUUACGUUGAUGCUCUUAACUUUAAAGUUUUCGUCUGGAAAAAAAAACAAAGUUCAGUAAUUGGUUACACCGUGAAAACAGAAGCAAACUCCCAGAAGAUGUAAUUCUGGUGAAUUUCAUCAAGUUGAUAAAUCAGAUGAACGCUACUACAGGAAAUGCUUCUAACCCAUAGUUUAAUAAAAUGAUGCUUCCUGUUUCAACAAUCAUCAUACCCAAUAAUCACCAGUGAGUGUUCAAUCAGUCGUUUAAUAUUUUAAAUAUUCUCUCAUUGAUUACUUGACCUAUCAAUAAACAAUUGUUGAUGGUUGUGACCCAUUACCAUUUUGUCCAUGCGGCUGCUGUUUUAUGUUGAGUUAUGUUGUCCUUGUUUGGUAAAUCAGAUCAUACAAUGUUUGAUUCCACAACCACAGUCAUCUGAUUGUGUGCUUAACUCUCACAGUUGCAUUAUGCCGGAAUAUCCCUUUCAGUAUAUGCGUGUCCUUGUUAGGUAACAUUUAGUUUAAAAAGAGGUACUUAAGUAAAACAGAAGGCAGUCCGGGAAUACUUUUCUUAUUAUUGUGUACAGUUUUCCAUCUGUGUUUGUAUUGAGCAUGGUGGUCUUGUUAUGUAGUAGCAUGGUGGUCUUGUUAUGUAGUAUUUCUUGUACACCAAUUUUUUUAUCGGGUGUGUGUGGGGAGUGUUCCACUUUAAAUCUGUUACAUGGUUAUCCUGUACCGCUUGCUUGUUUAGUGUCCAGAUUUUCACUCUAUUUUUUCCUGAUUUCGUUAUAGCUAUUUUAGAAUGGUGAUGGAGACAAUAUUACAAAUCUCUUUCUCGUCAUUCCUUUUGUAGGUGGCUCCUAUGCUUGUUAAAAGUGCUUAUGAAGUCCCAGAGUAUGAAAUCAACCCCAGCGAACUUGAUUUUUCUAACAGCAUUGCCAUAACUAAGGUAUUUAUGCGCUAGUCAAUGUGUACUAGUGUCUGAGAAACAUAAAUUAUACUUCACUUGUUUACCUGAUGAAUCAUUAGACAAAAAAAUGAUGACACUUGAUGAUUGAGUAUCGCUUUCCGCUGGUUGAAGUGAAAUGCAACUGAAGUAUCUUUUAAUAAUUGUUGGUCUCUCAUAAUCUAGUGGGUGCCUCUGGUAGUUAAUUGAAGUCGGUUAUGUUCUGCCAUGUCUCUUUUCCAACUGAUGUUGAAUGAUUCAGAUGUUAUUAAAGUAGUGCGGUGUUAUUUUAAACUACUGUUCUACGGUCUGCUUGAAAACUAAUUUAUGAACAAAUGCCAAUGUUAUAUCAUUGUUUGAUGAGUUUAAUAUUCUCAGACUUUUUUUCAUUUUCAAAUGCAAAAGGCAAUUGUAACUAUGAAUGCAUUUCAUAGAAGCUGUAUCCUUCCGUGAGCCCUUUUGUUCCAGUUUAUCAAGUGCGCAUGCAUAUUUUCUCUGUUCUUAUUUGCUUCCAUGUUCAUGUAACCUUUUUCCUGGCUAUGCUUUUGAGAUUGACUAAUUAUCGUCCAUUGGGUGGCUAUGAUACUUUCAAAUUUUUCGUCCGAAAAACAAGUAUCCUAAAAGUGGCCGUACCAGAAUUUUGAUGAUCCAAUCCAAUCUUGGACACCAUCAGUUUGGGAAACUACGUCUCGUGUGAAGUCUGUAUUUUUCAUGUUGACUAAAUCAAAGGAAACCAUGGACAGACCUUUGUUCUAGGGGCUCCAUAUAUGCUUUUGCUUAGUUUGAAGAAGCAUUUACCUUAGGAUUGUGACAAUAAUCCAUCCUUUGGAAGACAUAUAUUGAUUUAAAGAUCAAGAUUCCAUAUUUCUAGUCAUAAGUGGAUGUAUUUGAGAAUAGCAUCCACUCAAAUGGAUGUUAUCUCUGAAAUAUUUUCGGAUGAAAACUACAUUUUCAAAGAAAAAUCCCCUUAAAUGACGAUUUUCGUCCUUUCUUUCCAUCCUUCUAACUUUAAAAAAAAAAUGAUUAAUUCCAGGGCACUUUUCAAGUUGCAUUGUGGCGUGGAAUUCAAGUUGCCGUCAAGAGGCUUCGUGAUGAAGUAAUAACUGAUGAAGAUAAAGUGUGGGUUGCUCUUCGCAAUUCAUUCCCUAUUUUAGUGCUAUUUGAUUUUUUUUGUUUUAUAUUUGACAUUUUAUCCUUUUGGCGUGGGCAUUGUAUUCCCGAUUUCGCAGAAGGGCAUUUAGAGAUGAACUUGCUCUGCUUCAGCAAAUACGUCAUCCAAAUGUUGUCCAAUUCCUGGGUGCUGUUACCCAAAGCAGUCCAAUGAUGAUCGUGACAGAAUAUCUUCCUAAGGUUCCUAAUGUUGCAACUCUUUUCCGAUUCUCAAUAUUUGACAAUAAUAUGCCGAACUGAAUGUUUAAUAUGAUAUCCCAUUGAAUUCCGUUUCCCUCUAUCUUAAUUCGCGUCACGUGUCAAAGGAUAUGCUUUACAUAAUAUUGCUUGUUAAAACAUGAGGUUAUUUUCUUGUUUUAAUAGUUUCGUUCUCUCAAGUGUGGGAAGUGAUUUAUUUACUCAAAUAGUAUGCCUUAUUCCCUUUUACCUUCUAGUUGUUUCAUUCCUUCCGUUUUACGUGCUUUUCAAAUUAUACCUUUUUCUUAUGAAAUAUUAUGUUUUCUACUCUGUGGUCAUCUAAUGAUUUUUUUUUCAAGAAAAUGUAGAUUGUUAAUUUUUUUGUGUCUGUUGUGUUUUCUAUUCUCUCCAAAUUUUUAUAACAUCUUUGGGGAAAUUGCAGCAUAUCAGAAGUGCCUAAUCCAAGUUAACAGUGAUAACACUGUUAAUUUGAUGAUUUUGUAUAAAUCAUAGGCACAUGGAGAAUAACCUCUGUCUGUCACGGAGGACAAAGGGGGAGAACGGCGGACAAUUGCCUCAGCCUUCAUUGACCUCUAAAACCCCUUAUAUAAGGAGGAAUCCUAGGCAACUGUCCCAAAAUACCCUCUGUCUUUUACAGUGUUUCCUUACGACAUAGAACUUCCAUCAGAUUUGUUUUUCUUGAAAAAUGAUAUUUUGAGGUCUAAGCCAGUAACAUGGAAACCAUUAGUUUCCUCUUUAACACUUGCGUUGACCUUCAGUUUGCUGCUGGUCUUCAGAGGUUUCAUGUUGGUGUGAAACGUUUUAUUCUGCUUAACACAUAUUUCCAGCUGAAGCCUUUCUUAAAUGUCUCCGACAAAAUGUUUGAGAGAGAUUUUAUUUUUUUUUCUCCCACUGUAACUAGGUUUCUCCAGUGUUUUCUGUUUAUCAAAUGCUUCUGAUUUUUGCUCAUUGAAAUGAUUCCUGAGAAUCAUAGCAAGAAUAAAAUACUGGCUACACAAACGACCAGUUUUACUCAUUAUCUAAGUUAAAAGACUUUCUGUUAUAAAUUGGUUGAUCUAGCGCGAAAUUAAUUCAGACAUGCUGACAAAUAGCUCUAAAAUCUUGGCCAUCAAAUUCAUUGCAUAUCCAAAACGUGGAAACAGUAGAAGGGAAAUUAUUGUUAUUGGAUGGUUUAAAUUGAUAUGGUCUUCUCUUUUUGCGAAAAUAUUCAGGGCGAUCUUCGUGAAUAUCUAAAAAGAAAGGGCGCUUUGAGGCCAGAAAUCGCAGUAAGAUUUGCUCUUGAUAUUGCGAGGUCAGUAUACGAUCGUGUCUAAUAUAAUCAUGCUAAUUUUAAUUGCUUAUUUUCCCAGAUUCUUUUUUUGAAACUUACUUUAUGGUCUCUUCUUUAAUUAUGCUCAUAUAGUAAUGUCUAAGUGCCCAAGAUGGAUAUAAUAGACAUUCAAUUAUUAAUUUUUUCAGAGGGAUGAAUUACCUGCAUGAGCAUAAGCCUGAAGCUAUCAUUCAUCGUGAUCUUGAGCCUUCGUAAGUGAUCUUGAAUAGCUUUUAAAUAUUCCUGCCUGAUACCCUUUCUCGUUUUUUUUUUAUUUCCAUUAGAGUUUCACGAUUUUUUUAAAAAAACAAACAACGAAACUACUGUGUAUCUGAAAAGGCUGAUCGUUUUUGCUUAUUCUUGCAUGAUCUGUGCGAGCAAGAUAACAGAAAUAUCUUGCGGGAUGAUUCGGCACAUCUGAAAGUCGCAGACUUCGGAGUGAGCAGAUUACUGAGAAAGUCAAUGUCGAUUAGGGAGGCUAGACCACUGUCAUGUCACGACACCUCUUGUAAGUUUUACAUACGGCCUUCCACCCAGUAUUUUUCGCUUAUUUUUCUUCUGUGAUUCAUUUAUACUGGCAAAUGCUUCUGCGAUUCUGCGGGGAAAAAAAUCUCAGUUGAUCCAGAAAAUUUUCUCUCUUUUUUUAUUUGUCAUAUCUCAUAUUGAAUUUGCUUUGCGAUAUAUUGUCUAAUACCGGUGUUCAAGUCUCAGCUGGCUAAAUUGUUUUUGAUUCUGACUAAAUCAUGCAUUCAUUUUUUAUUUAUUUUAAAUGAUCGAAUUUUUUUCCUUAUUCACUAAAAGGAAGAAUUCGAUACUAUCAUGCUAGAUUUUUUGCAUUUUGUUCGGAUAGAGGGAGUUUUUAUUAAGAAGUUAAAACGCCAAAAUCAAACUGGCUCGUUCUUGGCUUGAUUCCUUCCGUUAGAGUUUUAAAACCAUGAUUUGGGUUCUUCACCUGAGUUGACCAAACAUGGUUUAAAAAUCAUUUUUUUCUCUCUCGUUUCCUGAGCAUGGAUCUUAACAAUGUUUACUUGGUACUUUCAAAGGAAAUAUUUAUUGCUUUGCGGUUAAUAGCAAUGUUCGAUAUUUACUUUGCACUGGAUUUAUGCAUUUGCAUCAUCCUUUCUGGGAUGUCGAUGCCAUUAUUGGCUGAUUAGCGGCUUUCUAAUGUCUGCUAAGUCUCUCUCUCUCUCUCUCUCUCUCUCUCUCUCUCUCUCUCUCUCUCUCUCUCUCUCCCUGUGCUUCUUUCCCAGGCACUAAUAUUAUUCUCUUGUCCUCUAUUUGCCAGGCCGUUAUGUUGCUCCCGAAGUCUUUCUCAAUAAGGAAUAUGAUACAAAGGCCGACGUGUUCUCAUUUUCCUUAAUUCUACAGGAGGUAAUAGUGGUCGAUCGCUUCAUCUUUUACGUCUACUCUUCCUUCCAUUUUCCACCUUCAUCUGCGGAAUCUCCUGGGAUGUUGUCUGCAUAUCCACUUUUCUGAUGCAUUUAUUCAGAUAAUAAAUGCUUAAUUCCCUUAUUUUUGAAUAAAUCACCCUUUAUUAAUUUAUUUUCAACCCACUGUCUUAAAAAGUACCCUGAUUCUUUUUGAUUAUUGCGAGAAAGUCCGAUUGUUUCUAUGCUCCCACGUCAUGAAAACACGUCUGGUCCUUUAGGAUCUUGAGCGGCUCUUGAGCAUUCCUUUCUUUCUUUAUAUGGCAUUUAAAAGCUUAGGUGAUGCAGACCUCCCCAUUCCUCCCCCCCCCUCUCGGAAUGAAACACGAAGACAAAUUAGCGACUGAAUUAACCCUCCAGCCAAUCAAUUUAGAGAAUGGCCUGAAUCAGAUUUCACGAGAUUUUUCUCUUCUUUGACUAACUUGUGUAUGGAUCGAUGAUCUCAGAUGAUCGAAGGAUGUUCUCCAUUCUCGGCAAGGCGUGAAACUGACGUUCCUGGAUCAUAUGCCUCAAAGGAACGCCCUCCCUUCAGAGCUUCAGCCAGACUCUACUCACACGGACUGAAAGAGUACGUAUCAUCUCCGCUUAGCAGCAGAUAAACGGAGACUGUAGAACCCUAAUUGUUCUUUCUUUUCAAUUAGUUUUCACCGUGAUCGUUCUGGACCAGGUUGAUUGAGGAUUGCUGGCAGGAGGAUCCCGCCAAGAGGCCCACUUUCAGAUCGAUCAUCUUACGUCUGUCCUCCAUCCAGAAUCAUUUGGCCCGCAAGAAGCGCUGGAAGGUAACCUACGCUUCUUGCUGUCGCCUCUCUUUUUUUUAUUUCUUUUUUUUUGCUAUUAGGAACAUGAGAGAACGAAUUCCUUCAUACAUCAGGAUAGUAUCGGAUUAUUUCCCAGUACUAUUAGGUCUCUAAACUGUGCCGGAUCUUGCCUGGGCCUUGCUAAGCACUACCCAAGCUGGGUAUCUUUUUAUCAGGCCCAUAGUUCUGCCCCCACGAAUAAGGCCCAGAAAGCUCUACCCUGCCCAUGUAAGUUAGUUCAGCCUAGCCCUCCAUAUGAGAGACGGAGAGAGAGAGAGAGAGAGAGAGAGAGAGUCGAUCAAAGCUCAGACCCGGGGACUAGAAGCACAACUCUUUUUUUUCUUUUUUUCUUUUUUUAUUUUUUUUUAAAAUCUUCUUCUUUCUAAUUUAUUACGAGCAUUCCUCCGACCUUGUGCUAUAAGCAAAACUUCUUUCUUUUUUUUUCUCUUUUUUUUUUCCUGAAAUAGGGCGGUGGUUUUCCCCUGCAGAAGAAUAAGCCAUCGAUGGUCUCGUGGUGUUGUGGCAUCUAGUGGGGCGUUGUGAAUAAUUGAACCCAGUGCCUUUCCUUUUGUUCUUCUCUCCAGGUGAGACCCCUCAAUUGCUUGCAGAACUUCGAGGCCAUCUGGAAGAAGGAUCCCUCCGACUCCAGCAGCCGCUCCUCCCGCUCCUCCCGCUCCUCCUAG
Spirodela intermedia is the source of this 10836-nucleotide messenger RNA. The record is from the annotation of a GenBank genome assembly. Lineage: Eukaryota; Viridiplantae; Streptophyta; Magnoliopsida; Alismatales; Araceae.